AAAAAGAUUUUAUUUUAUGAAUACUACAUCAAUCCCAGCAGAACGUACACUGUUUGUUUCAAAAUACCCUUAAUAAACAACCACUGAACAAUUAAAGAAUAUAUUUUCAGAAUUUGGCCAAAUUGAAUAAAUUAUCUCUCAAGGAUCAGGAGUAUGUAUAAUCUAUAAAGAAAAUCAAAGUGGUAAAUUAUUGUCAUUAUAUAUUCUAAGUUACUUCUGCUCUUUAAAAAUCUAUUAAUAUCAAUGGAGAAGAACCCUAUGUUUGUUAAUACUUAAAUAUAGCUCAAUUGGAUCAUGAAGCUAAUGUGUUUAUUGAUAAUAUUGAUAAAAAAGAGACAUAAUCUUCUCUUCGUUAACUUUUCAGUUAAUUUGGAACUAUUCUAAGUGUCAAAUUAUAGAAAUCAGAUAAAGUAGGUGUUGCCUAUAUAUAAUUUGAUAAAAAAGAGUCUGCUGAUAAAUGUAUUGCAGAAUAAUCAAGAUUAGGAUUUAAAAUUUAGAAGUAUCUUUUUAAUCUUAUUCAUUAGAUUUACAUCUAAAAAACAACAUAGAGAUCAAGUAUACAUAAGUAACAUUAAAGUGUUACCAAAUGUCACACCAGAUUAAUUAAAAUCUGAUUUACAAUCAUUUGUAUAAUCUUUUGGAACUGUUGAAUCAUUGAUUUUAAAUAGAAACACAACAAAUGGAACAUUUUUUGCAUUUGUAAAAUUUGUCAAUUAGGAGAGUGCUAAAGCAGCUGUCAAAUCAAAUAAAUUAUUUAAUGAUCAAUAAAUACAUAUAGAAUGGGUAGUAAAUAAUGUUGACAAAGAUAUUGAAGCUAAUUUAUUCACUAAAAACCUUAAAGCAGAUAUUACUGAAGAAGAUUUAAAGAAAGCUCUUAAUUUAUUGGUUACUGUUGAAGAUAUAAAAUUAAUGCCAUCAAAAUAACCACCUAAUGGUAAUUAUUUAUUAUUAUUUAUUAAUUAGGUAAUAGACAACCUACUUAAAUAGCUUAUUUAUAUUUUAAAACAGCUGAAGAUGGUAAGAAAUUGAUAGCAUAUGCAUAUGAUCAUCCAUAAAUUGUGUCAUUAUAUGUUAAUGGAGUAAUAUCACUUUCCCCUCUCUUACCACCUUCUGAAGUGAAUUCACUAUUAUAAGUGAAGAAAAAUACAUUUUAAAGAUAAUUCCAUUAACCUUAAUAUUAAUAAUAUCAAUAAUAAUAAAUGCCACCUCCUCCUUAUUAUUAAUAAUAAAGAUAUCCUCCUUAAUAAUAAUAACCACCAAGAUAACAUCAUAAUGGAAAUCGUUAUCCUUAAUAGAAGAGACCUUAUUAUUAAUAACAAAUCCCAGAUUUAGUCUAAUUAUAAAUUAUGGUUGAUAGAGGCUAAAAAUAGUAAGUUACUGAUAUGAUUGGAAUGUAGCUAUUUCCAAAAGUAACCUAAGUUGUUGGCCCUAUUAAUGUAAAAAAUAUUUUAUACUAAGGCACCACAAGUUACUGGCAUAUUGCUUGAUUUUGAAAAUUAUUAAUUAAGCGAUUAGGUUAGGAUGAUUCAAGAUUCAGCUUAUUUGGGCGAGAAUAUCAGAUAAGCACUUGAAAUUCUUAAAUGAGUAUGAGUU
Paramecium primaurelia is the source of this 1593-nucleotide messenger RNA. NCBI's taxonomy places the organism in Eukaryota, Ciliophora, Oligohymenophorea, Peniculida, Parameciidae. The record is from the annotation of a GenBank genome assembly.